Messenger RNA from Salvelinus sp. IW2-2015, 527 nucleotides. The record is from RefSeq and is a predicted model, not a curated record. NCBI's taxonomy places the organism in Eukaryota, Metazoa, Chordata, Actinopteri, Salmoniformes, Salmonidae.
UGCCCCUCUGACAGGGGAUGACUGCAUUACUAAAGGGAGCACAAUCAGCACCCCUCUGACAGGGAAUGACAACGACAAGCUAGAUCUUCUUAGCGGCGUCGGCCAGGAAACACUUGCCAAAAAUCUUGAUGCCUUUCAGGGAAACUGGAAGAAAAUGUAUGACUGCAUUACUAAAAGGGGCACAAUCAGCACCCCUCUGACAGGGGAUGACAACGAUAAGCUCGUCGACUACAUCCGCUGGAGCAUGGGCCCUGAGGAACACAUUUGGCUGGGCAUCAAUGACAUGUUGACCGAGGGGGAAUGGCUCGACCAGGCGGGCACCAACCUGCGCUUUAAGAACUGGGAGACUGACAUUACCAACCAACCAGACAGUGGACGUACCCACAACUGUGCCAUCCUUUCCACCACUGCCAAUGGAAAGUGGUUUGAUGAGAGCUGUCGUGCUGAGAAGGCGUCUGUCUGCGAGUUCAACAUCAUCUGAGAGCCAACCACUUUUCUUCUGUUGUAUCAGUCUAAACAUCUAUACU